Molecule: messenger RNA, 590 nt
Organism: Drosophila mauritiana
Lineage: Eukaryota; Metazoa; Arthropoda; Insecta; Diptera; Drosophilidae
Exons: 1
Coding region: 53-232 (59 amino acids)
Source: RefSeq, a predicted model, not a curated record
AUAUGGGUGAACAGUAUCUCUUUGCUAAUCACAACGAACAGGCCGCAUUGAAAUGGAUUCGCGAACCUUCGUUUUACUCUUGCUAAUUGGCUGCCUUAUUGUGGGAUGCUGCAUGGCUGCUCCUCAAGGAUGUGGCGGUGGAUUUUAUAGCAAAAAUGGAAACCUGGUGAUCGACGUAAAUAAUAUUCAAAGCCACCUCGACUGUGUAAAUCGGCAGCAUCAACGUGGAUAACACCCUAAUAAGAAAACUAGUUUUAUAUAUUAUAUUAUAUUAUAUAUAAUAUGUACAACGUAUUCAAAUUGGAAUUUCUGUGACUGUCGAUAAACAACUGCUAAUGCAGGUGGAAUGUUGAACAAACGCGCUAAUUUUUAAAACAAAUUUGCAUGCAUACAUACGUUAUUCUAAUAUCCCGCAAUAAAAAUCAAAAUAUACAAAUGAAAUCAGUUUUUUGGUUUAUUAAACAUUCAAAAUAUUUACUUUUCUCAUUGAUAAUUCAUAUUGAUAAGUCGUACAAAUGACCAAUAUAUAAUUUAAUUCCCCACACGUGAUUGCAAAAACGCGUGCAUUAUACGUCAAAACACUCUUGAUU